Molecule: messenger RNA, 537 nt
Organism: Cryptococcus wingfieldii CBS 7118
Lineage: Eukaryota; Fungi; Basidiomycota; Tremellomycetes; Tremellales; Cryptococcaceae
Exons: 4
Coding region: 1-537 (178 amino acids)
Source: RefSeq, a predicted model, not a curated record
AUGGCGCCAGAACACGGUGCAGCCACUCACCAGCAGCUCCUCCCGGACAACGACAAACGCACUUCUUGGGUCACUCAGCCCACCGCCACCACCUGCUCUCUUCCCACACCGUCCCAGAAACGUAUGGCGGAGAUGGAAGAGACACUCGGCAUGAAUUGGGUGAUCUUCCACCAGCUUUACCGACAAAACACAUUACUCCAUCUCAUACACGUCGGCGUUAUCUUAUCGCUCAUGAGGGAUAGCAUGAAAGUCGGGAAUCUUUCAGCUCCGGUAACGAUAUCUCAAUACGAAGGACUGCUCAUCAGGAACUGGCGGGAGAUCACCAGAGGGUAUAUGACCUUUGAGGGUGAAGCGGGGACGGGCUCUGCUUCUUUCAUGUUGACCAUGACUGUCCUCGUGGGCCCAAUAUGCAUUCUCCUCGGUAAUACCGUGUACACUGUGUACUGCUGGGUGAGAAGUCUGGCAUACUGGUGGGACAACAGGAAAGCAGCGACUACAAAUCGUCGGGUUACCGGUGACCAGAGCAAACACGCUUGA